Lampris incognitus (smalleye Pacific opah) is the source of this 2745-nucleotide messenger RNA. Its product is annotated as perforin-1-like. The transcript is spliced from 5 exons. NCBI's taxonomy places the organism in Eukaryota, Metazoa, Chordata, Actinopteri, Lampriformes, Lampridae. Gene Ontology annotation, biological process: leukocyte mediated cytotoxicity. The record is from RefSeq and is a predicted model, not a curated record. Bases 100 to 1944 code for a protein of 614 amino acids. Gene Ontology annotation, molecular function: calcium ion binding; pore-forming activity.
UCCUCCCAUUACCUCAUCGUCAACUUAUCAUUUCUCUGAAAGGAACCACUUUUUCCACUGUUGCUGUGAAGACCACCCCCUAUACCAUCCUCCUGGCACAUGUUUUGCCUUUUAUUAUAUAAAGGACCGACAUGCAUAUUCAGUCACACACAGCUUGAGCAGGCAGUAAGAAACAAAAUGUUUAUGUUGAGCAUUUGUUUCAUUGCUGGGCUUCUGCUGUCCCACCUUCAGUGCAGUUCUCAGUCAUGCACAGUGGGGACAGCAGACCAGUGCAAAGAAGCAGACUUUGCUCCAGGUGUCGACUUGGCAGGGGAAGGCUUUGACAUCACUACAAUGCAACGCAAGGGUGCCUUUGUAAUUGACAUGAAACUUUGGAGGCAAAAGAAGGGGACAUGCACCCUGUGUAAAAAUCCCUAUGUUGAGGGCCAGAACCAGAAGCUUCCUCUCUCAGUAGAGGACUGGAGACCGAGUCAGAGUUGCAGUAUGAAAGUGUCCAGUAAACUCCAUAGGUCCAGUGAGUCUCUUGUCAGUUCCAGCACCUCUUCGGUGGAAAACAACUGGGGUACCAAUCUAGAAAUUGAUCUAAUGAAGUUUAAAGGAUCGUUGAUGUUGGCUGGCACUCACUCCAAACUGGCUGAGUACUCCAUGGAAAAAACCAAGAAUGACAAAUUUAACUUCGUAACCCACAGUAUAUCCUGUAGCUACUACAGCUGUCGCGUGACUGGCACUCCCAAGUUGCAUAGAGACUUCAGAAAAGCAGUGAACUCUCUUCCAAAAUGCUAUAACCAGCAAUCCAAGAAACAGUACUACUCUCUGAUUGACAGCUAUGGUACUCAUUACAUCACCAAGGUGAAGCUUGGAGGAAGUGUGACGUCUGUGACCAGCAUCAGACAGUGCCAGGUCAGACUGCAGGGCUAUAGCACUGAUGAGGUUGAGAUGUGUCUUCAGACGGAGGCGUCUGCCAGCAUAGGUAACAACAAAAUGAAAGUAGAAUCCAAGCACUGCGAUCGGGACAAAAGCAAGAUGGAAAGUAAAGAGAGCUUCUCCAGUCUCUUCAAUGACAGGUUCACCGAAAUAAUGGGUGGCAAAACCACAGAGCCAGAGCUUCUAUUCUCUAGUGACAAAGAUCCAUCUGCCUACAAAGAGUGGCUGAAUACACUGCCUCAGCUUCCAGGCAUAGUCUCAUAUUCUCUUGCGUCUCUCCAUGAGUUGUUGCCCAUCAAAAACCCAUUUCAGGGGAACCUACGCACUGCCAUUAGCCACUACAUCUUAGAGAGGGCCUUGUGGCAGAACUGCACUAAGCCCUGUCGUGCCGGUGCCAAGCAUAACCAGAUGGAGCCAUGCACCUGCAGCUGCCAGAACGACCCAGCUGUAGACACCGACUGCUGCCCAACUCGCAAAGGCAUGGCCCGAGUGAUCAUUACUGUACAAAGGGCAGAAGGGUUAUGGGGAGACCAUACCACAGCCACAGAUGGCUAUGUGAAGAUAUUCUUUAACGGGAACAUGAUGAGCCGUACCCCUGUCAUUUACAACAACAACAACCCCCGGUGGUCCAUCGACCUUGACCUGGGCCCCAGAGAUUUGUCAAAGGUGAAUACAGUAAUAUUUGAGGUGUGGGAUGAGGACAACAAAUGGAACGAUGACCUGCUGGGAAAAUGUCAGAAAACCCUGACCUCCGGAGUGAAGGAAGAUGUCUGUAACCUCCAGUACGGCCGGCUCUUCUACAAAUGGGAUGUGCGAUGCGCUCCCAGUUUGAGAGGAGAGGACUGUACACAGUAUAUACCUUCUCCAGUGAGUCAACAGCUCCAGAAGUUGUACACGUCACGUCAUUCCCACCCUGUUCCAAAGGCCAUGCUGCUGAAGAUGGGCGUGUUGGUGGAUGGGACCAACCUACAGAGCAAUCAGACUUUUAUUACCCAGAGUCAGCAUUGUGGUGGGAUGUGAGAGUAUCCCGGAAAAAACAGCUGCAUGCUCAUCCAAUGGCACAUACAGUAUGGGCCAAUAUCUCAGUUAAAGCUACAUUCAAUAAAUUGUUCAAAUAGUUUGCAAAAUAAUAGGCUGAAGAAUGAAAACCAUCAAAACAAGAGAGACGUUCUGAUGGUGAAUGUUUUUCUAAAGAGAGUGCCAAAGGAGAUGUGCAUCCAAAAAAAAGCCUUGUUCAAAGAGAACGGUAUUAUUCAAGUCAAUUAAAUUGCUUCUUAUGAAAAGGAGAUUUUAUUAAUCUUAUGCGAUAAGCCUGUGUUAUACGCUUCUUCUACUACAUAUGCCUGUUUGAGUGUAGUCGUAAUGAGGACAAUAAUAAUACUCCCUAAAAUUAGUGAUGGUUUUUUUUAAAACCUGAGUGUUGCAAGGUUUGUUUGUUUGUUUCCUCUUUUUUAAAAAUCGUGUGUAUCUUUAAGAACAGCUCUUUAAAUUUUUAAGAACAGUUUUCUCAGUGGCAUGUUAUUGAACUGUAAUAAUUGUACAACUGCUUUCAGAUAUUUUAUUCUUUUCCUUCUGGUUAUGACUUUUUUCACGAAGUUGUGCCUCGUUGUGUAGCUGUUGGUUUUGUUCUGUUGUCACACGUUCCUUGGGCAGGAUUACUCAGCAGAGAAGAGGAAGUGGUAGAAUUUCCUGUGUGCCUAUGAAGCCUUCACAGCACACAACACCGUGUGCAAGCAGACUGCUCGGCGCGAGAAUUGUCAUGUAAAAUAGCUGGAUUUACAAAGCUGUGUCCAGUGUUGUAGAAUGAAUAAUAUAUUUGCU